Messenger RNA from Mixia osmundae IAM 14324, 1101 nucleotides. RefSeq lists its product as uncharacterized. Gene Ontology annotation, cellular component: mitochondrial inner membrane. The record is from RefSeq and is a predicted model, not a curated record. The transcript has a single exon. Bases 1 to 1101 code for a protein of 366 amino acids. Lineage: Eukaryota; Fungi; Basidiomycota; Mixiomycetes; Mixiales; Mixiaceae.
AUGAAGACGCCAAUAUCACUGCAAGCACUGCUCGGCAGGCAUGUCAGCCAAGCUAGUCAGACCUCUUGGACAGCACCGGCCCUCCUACGAGCCGCCAAACCCGUUCAGAGAGCUUCGGCGUCAUCGCCCCUCGCACGAUCGCUGCACACUCGCUUUGCCUCGCCCGCUGCCUGCCCGAAGCAAAGUCCAGUGAGGGGUGCUCGUUCGCUACACACUAGCUAUCGAUCGCCCAGUGAGGUCCUCAAGCGGAUCACCCGUCAAGGCAGCAGACGAUCUUACCAGGGUGCAGCGGCGAGUCUGCCGGGACUGAACCAGCAGCAGAAGUAUACUCAGUAUGGCAUCACGGCAGGUGUCAUCGUCGCCGGUGCCACCGCUCUGCAGAUGUUCAUGAACAGAGAGCAGAGGGACAGUCUCAGUCCGGUAGAGGCCAAGCAUCUCAAUGCCACGUUCCAAUACCUCGGAGCAGGCUUGGCCGUCGUCGUCGCCACAGCUGUAGGCUUGCACAAGUCAGGCACGACAUAUAGGCUCAUGGCCCUCAACCCGCUCGUCUUCGCCGGUGUCUCGCUCGUUGGCUCGAUCGGAUCGAUGAUGCUCAUCCAUCGUAUUCCCGCCGAGGAGACAGGCAAGAAGCACCUCGCUUGGCUAGCCUUCAACGGCUUCCAGGCCAUGACCCUCGCUCCUCUUGCAUUCCUCCAGCCUGCCAUCCUCUUCAAGGCUGGACUCUACACUGCUGGCGUCAUCGGCUCGCUAUCCUACGUCGGUGCAACGGCCAAGAACGACACCUACCUGAUGAUGGGCGGUCCCCUUCUGGCCGGUCUCACCGUCGUCGCUCUCUCCAGCUUGGCGCCCCUCGUCUUGCCCGCCACAGCCAUCAGAACAGUCUCGAUUGCACAGAAUAUCUCCCUCUACGGCGGCCUGGCAGUCUUUGGCGGCAUGACUCUCUACGAUGUUCAGAAGAUUCUGGCGCAUGGUCGCAUGGCAGCAGCAGGUCAGAUCCAAGCCGAUCCCAUGGCCGACUCGAUCGGUAUCCAGCUCGACACGAUCAAUAUCUUCAUUCGGAUUGUUCAGCUGCUCAUGAUGCAGCAGAACAGACGCAAGUGA